Molecule: messenger RNA, 4604 nt
Organism: Plutella xylostella (diamondback moth)
Lineage: Eukaryota; Metazoa; Arthropoda; Insecta; Lepidoptera; Plutellidae
Gene: Fas2
Product: neural cell adhesion molecule fasciclin 2
Biological process (GO): dendrite self-avoidance; axon guidance; homophilic cell-cell adhesion
Cellular component (GO): plasma membrane; axon
Molecular function (GO): cell-cell adhesion mediator activity
Source: RefSeq, a predicted model, not a curated record
GGCGUCGCGAGCGUCGCAGCGCCAGUGCCUCACAGCGGUCGCGCGGGACGGACGUACGCUCGUCGCUCCUAGCGCCAUUACAACAAUACGAAACAAGUUAAAAGUACACUAAACUACUCUAACUUUAUACCAACAAGAAUAACCAACAUGGACUUGAUUGCACCAGUGAAAAAAACUUUAAGCGAAGCCAGCUAAAGACGUUCUUAUUGGAAUUUGUGUGUUUUUUCUACCUUAUCGAAUGAUAGCGUAACCGCGAGGUGAGACAAAACGCGAGUGGAUUAGUUAUUGUUUUGACAAAAGACAUUUUCCGUUGUAAAGUCGGUUUUGAAUUUUGAGUUGUUUUUGUUUUAUAACGAGGCGUGUGGAAAAGGGACAGAAUGAGGUUCCGUGCGCGUGCGACAGGUGUGGCGGUUGUGGCCGUGCUGUUGGCAACAAUAACAGGAUGUUCAGCGCAGAACCUGAGGAUAUUCCCGGUGCAGAAGCAGCAGACGGUGGCAGUGGGCAAGUCGGUGGUGCUGACGUGUCAGGUGGAGGCCAAUGACCCCGCCCUCAUCACGCAGCCGCAAUGGAAGGACCCUAAGGGAAACGUCAUCAAUGAGGCCAUCGCGGGCACCCGCCCCGAGAUCUACACGGAGCCCAUGACGGCGAAGCAGUCGCAGCUGCUGUACAUCUCGUCCAUCACGCCCGCCAUGGCCGGCAACUACACCUGCGUGGCCACCUACACCAACGUGCCGCUCAGCGCCAGCGUCAUCUUGGACACUUUCAUUGCCAUAACAUGGACGAACGCAAACGAGAACCAGUACGCGACUAAAGGCAAGGAUUUCAAAGUGAUGUGCGAAGUCACCGCCGAGCCCGCGCCGUCUGUUGACUGGUUCAAAGAGGGCACUCCAAUUGUAACAGGUGAUCGUUACGUGAUUCACGCCAACGGUUUGAUGAUCAAGAAUGUGCAAGAAAGCGAUGACGGAACUUACACGUGCCGAGCUGUGGUCAUUCAAACUGGUGAACUUGCUGAGAGGAAUAUCAAACUGGAGGUUUACACUGCCCCGGAAAUGGAGGAAAGGGAGUCGCGUGUUCUGAUCAAGGAAGGGGAAUCAGCCGCUAUAACCUGCAAGGCCAGAGGCCAACCCCCUCCAACUUACACCUGGAUUAAAGCAUCCACACGAGAGAAUCUGGCUACGACCUCCCGGUUCAGCGUCAACGAUAUCACUGGUCUUCUUACCUUCGACCGAGUGGAAGCUGGUGAUUACGGAAAGUACAUUUGCAACGCUGUGAACAAAGCUGGACAGAACGAGACAGAGAUCGAAGUAGAAGUUCUCGUGAAACCAAAGAUAUUUGAGCUCUUUAAUGUGACAGCUGCCGAGAGGACUGAGGGUAGACUGGAGUGCAAGGCCACUGGUCGACCUGCCCCUCGCAUUGCCUUUAGGAAACUCAGUCGACAGGAACCAUUCGUCAAUGGCCCUAAUGAUGAUGGAAGAAUCACAAUUGAGACAAGUUCCACGCAAACUGGGGACCAAAUGCAAUCAACCGCUGUUAUCCACAUCGCGAAACUGAAUCGCACAGACGAUGGACUUUACGAAUGUAUAGCUAACAAUGACGGUGGAGAAGCAAGAAAGAAUGGUCAUUUGACUGUGCAGUUCAAGCCUUCCUUUGAUCACAUGCCUAAUGUUCCUAUUUGGAGCUGGAACGGUCAACCUGUAAACAUCAGCUGUGUCGCUGAAAGUAUUCCAAACGCCACUAUCAAAUGGAAGUUCCACGAAUUAGACCUAGUCGAGUCUCCUCAUGUGAGAAUUUACGGCUCGGGACCCUACAGUUACGUCACUGUGACGCCGCGUGAUACAGCUCUCUACGGAUACUACAAAUGCAUCGCCACGAAUACCUUGGGUGAAGCCGACCACACGAUCCACCUGCGUGAAGCAUUCCCACCGGGCCCUAUUGUUCAAGCCCGACAAGAAACAAUAACCGCUACAUCUGUAUCAUUCAACAUAGUCGGCCCGCCGGAAGGCCAGGGUCCACCUAUCUUAGCGUACACUUGUCAGUACAAGGAGAAUGGAAAUUACGAUUGGACAUUUGCCGGCAACAGGACUUGGUCAGUCAAUUCCCCGUACAUUGUGGAGCAAUUGAAGCCGAUGUACACCUACGACUUCAGAUUCGCAGCCGUCAACCAGGUGGGCGCCGGCAGCUGGGGUGCACCUCUAACCGUCAUUAUGCCUAGAAGGUCACCACCCGAGCUUCCUAAAUGGAGGGAAAACAUUAGUUCGGAAUCAAUCGUCUAUGCUAAAUACGCUGACCGUUAUGAAUUGAGGUGGAAAAUUCCAGCCCACAAUGGAGAGCCCAUUGACAUGUACGAAGUAACUCACUGUCCGGUUAUGAAAGUGAGCGGAGAAUGGAGGGUCUCAUCUGAAUCUCAAUGCAUUACUGAGGAAUUGAAGUCUUACGAGGCCAUCAGCUAUGAGGUGCGAGGUCUCCACCCGGACACUCGCUACCGUUUGCAAGUGCGCGCCCAUAACGUUCUUGGAUACUCGUUACCAGCCCAACUUUACAUACAAACCGCUCUCGGUGUGGAACGUUCAGGAUUCGCGCCACCUCAGCUUCUGUCGAGUGGUGCCAUCAUCGGCCUGGCUCUAGCCGGUGUGUUCAUUUGCCUCAUCAUCGUUGACCUUCUUCUCUUCUGCUGGAGACGUCAAGGAGUCAUCGCUACUAUUUGUGGAAAACGGGCAAAGAACCACAAGGAUGAUGAAGCCAAACUGGGGAGUUUGUACGGUUGGCGCUUCCCACUCCCUUAUUGCAGUACGAAGCCGCGAGCGCCCCCGUCCCCCGCGCCCCUGCCACCGCCGGUCAAGCUCGUGCCAACUCCGACCUAUGUUCCGACGACACCCGUGGACGAAAAGGAACCUCUUAAGGACACAGCCGAAGAUGCAAUGAAGAGAAAUUCAUCCGUUGAGUUUGAUGGCCGACGGGUAUACGCAACUAGUGGUGGUCCUAUUAUUGGAAAGAACUCCGCUGUAUAAGCAACUGACAGGCAUUUUUGUUUAUAAUUAUCUUAAACAUUGCAUUAGCAACACAUCUGAUCUGCUGAACUAGCAUCGAGCAUCGUAGGAACUAUGGCAAAAUAAUUUAUUUCAUAAUUUAUGUUUUUACAGUAGUAAGUCCUGUACACCCUGAUCAGUGAUCAUUUUUGUUGAACAAAGUUUUUACCAGUAGGCAAAGUUUAAGUGAACCUAAUUGUGAGUAUUUAAAAACUGCCAAAAGACAAAGUAUUAAAUUUUAAGGUAUAUUGUAUUGUCCAGCUUUACUUAUAGAUUGAAAUAACAUCUGUAUUAAAUUGUAAGUAUGAUUAAUCUAAUUAUUUGAAAUGAUCUGUUUAUCGUUAUUAUAUUUAACAGAUUUAAGUUGUUCCUUUUAAGUAGGAACAUGAGUUUGUAAUCUUUCAUGAGAACGUCAGGGUCUAGGUUUGUUGUUCGAAACAGACUACAAUAAUACACUUUUUUUAUUGAAAGUUUCUACUACUUAAAAUGCUUUCGCUUCAUAAGGUACAAAUUGUGCCUUCUCUAGUACGUAGAAUGUACUUCUCAUGAUAUUAAUAUUUAGGCUAAGUCAAUGUACAGCUUUAGUCAAUAAGAUAACGUAUACUAUGUCACACGAUUUUUAUACUGAAUUUUUCACAAGAUCAUUAUUACAUCAUCACAAAGCAAAUCACAAAUUAAUUUGGGACCGAAUAGUCUUAAUUGAUGACAGAAUAGGGUCUGUUUUAUAAAAUCAAGAUCUACACAUCGUACUUUAGUAUUUAGGACUUAGCAUUAGGAACAAACAAUGUUUUGUUCAAUUGUAAAUAAAUUGUAAAUAGACAGCUUUACCUACUUUGUCACAAGUGUUAUUGUAGAUGAUUAUAAUUUUUAUGGGAGUUUUUACACAAGUAUUUUUUUUUUAUAUCUUGUAAACUCUACUGUAAUUCUUGUGAAGGAAACUUGGUAAGAAAAGGAGAUACAGCAUUUAAUAAAAUGUAUUUUAUAUUUCUAAGAUAGGUAUGAACCUUUGAGAAAAUUAAAUUCAAAGAAAUACACUGUGAAGUAAAAUUAGUUCUAAAUUACAAACAUAAUAAAUUUCUCAAAAAUGUUUAUAACAAAUUACCUACAAUACUGUAUUUAUGGUAAAGUAUUUUUAUUUGACACGUUCUAUGUUUGUAUUUAUAAUUUAAACAUUAUGAAUAUAGAUUCAGCACAUUUUUUGAACAAUAGAAAUCGUAUAGUUAAUCUACGCUACAGGAAAGUUGUAGCUCCUAUCAUUUAUAAUAUUAUUAUGAUACAUUGAACCAACUUUUUUGUAUAAUGUUAAAUUGAGCUACGCAAUAUUGUAUUAUUAUAUAAAAAUGUAAUCUUACAGAUACUUAUCGCUUAUGUUUUGGCGUUGUUGUAUUAAUGUUAUACCUACAUUAUGUAUUUGGAGAAUUUCUUGUGUAUCUAAAGAAGGAGCUAUCUCUUGCUACUUAUUCUGCAUACGUGAUUGUUUGUCUGUCAGCUUUGAAUGGAAUCAGAAAAGUCUGGUGUUAAGGACAAAUUGAGAGGAAAGCGCAUUUUUUAUAAAAAAAUAAAUGUCUCUACGAUAUA